Molecule: messenger RNA, 4573 nt
Organism: Magnolia sinica
Lineage: Eukaryota; Viridiplantae; Streptophyta; Magnoliopsida; Magnoliales; Magnoliaceae
Product: pentatricopeptide repeat-containing protein At1g05670, mitochondrial
Exons: 7
Coding region: 55-2286 (743 amino acids)
Molecular function (GO): protein binding
Source: RefSeq, a predicted model, not a curated record
CCCUCCUUGCAGCGUCCAAACUCUCCAUGGAGGGAGAGUCCUUUCUCCUCCAGCAUGAAGAAAUUUACACCGUUGAUCUCAGUCUAUCUUUCUUCUCUUCUCAACUCCAAUUCCUCCAUCUUCAACAGAUUCUACUCGUUCCGUUCUCUCAACAACAACAGGCCUUUCCCAGAUUACUCCCCCAAGAGGCCCACCAUCAAAGACUCUCAAUUCAUUGACAAUCUCUCCACCUCCAUUAAGCAUCGCCGCUCCGAACCCAUCUCCCGCAUCUUAAAACCCUUCGAAUCCCAAUUCAAAUCCGAUCACUUCAUCUGGGUCCUCAUGAAAAUCAAGAACGAUUAUCAUCUGGCAUUGGAUUUCUUCGACUGGGCGCAGGCCCGUAAAAACCCAUCGGUUGAAGCUCAGUCGAUCAUGGUGCAUAUCUCUGUUGCUUCCAAGCACCCAUCAACAGCUCGCAGCCUCAUUCGCAAGCUGUGGGUGAGGCCUGGUUUAGAAAUCUGUUCACUGAGGUAUUUCAUCGAGCAGUUGAUAUACACUUACAAGGACUGGGGUUCGGAUCCCCUCGUCUUUGACAUUCUCUUCCAGGUCCUCGUCGAGGCUGGAAUGGUUGAUGGGGCAAUGUAUCUGUUUAACCGGAUAUUGAAUUAUGGGGUGGUUACCUCUGUUGAUUCGUGUAACGUCCUCCUGGCCUGUUUGUCGUCUGAUCGGAUUGACGCGGCAUUGAAGGUCUUUAGCGAAUUUCCUGACGUGGGUCUUUGUUGGAAUACUGCAUCGUAUAACAUCAUCAUCAACAUUUUGUGUAAAGCAGAGAGAAUGAAAGAAGCCCAUGCGCUUCUCAGUGAAAUGGAGUUGAAGGUCUGUCCACCUGAUGUUAUUAGUUAUAGUACGGUCAUCGACGGGUACUGUCGAGUUGGGGAGCUUUCAAAGGCAUUAGAACUUGCUGCUGAGAUGGGUGUUAAGGGUUUGAAUCCAAACCCAUUUACUUAUAACAGUAUAAUUGUUCAUCUUUGCAAGACUGGCAAGGGCGCAGAUGCAGAGACGGUACUGAGGGAAAUGAUUAGUCAUGGAGUACUUCCGGAUAAUGUUGUCUUUACGACUCUCAUUGAUGGGUUCUGCAAGCUUGGGAAUUUGCCGGCUGCCUUCCAUCUAGUAGACGAAAUGAAGACCCGAGGACUCAGUUUCGAUGCUGUAACCUACACUGCACUGAUUAGUGGGCUUUGCCGAAGUGGGAUGAUGGUUGAAGCGGAUAGGAUCUUUCAGGAGAUGGGCAGUAAGGGGUGGGCCCCAGAUGAAGUUACUUACACCGUGCUUGUCGAUGGGUAUUGCAAGAACAGUCAGAUGAACAAGGCAUUUGAUCUUCACAAUCAGAUGGUUAGGAUGGGAUUGACACCUACAGUGGUGACUUAUACCACACUGGCUGAUGGACUAUGUAAACAAGGGGAGGUAGAAACUGCGAAUGAGCUUCUGCAUGAGACAUGCAGAAAGGGCCUAGUGCUGAAUUUAUGCACAUAUAACUCCCUGAUCAAUGGUCUUUGCAAAACGGGACAGAUAGAACAGGCGGUUAAGCUCAUGAAAGAUAUGGAGUUGGCAGGGCUCAAUCCAGAUACUAUUACUUAUACGACUCUGAUGGAUGCUUACUGCAAAGCGGGUGAGAUGGGUCGUGCCCACGAACUCCUUCGUGAGAUGCUGGAUAAUGGGCUCCAACCAACUGUUGUGACGUUUAAUGUAUUGAUGAACGGCUUUUGUACAUUGGGGAUGGUUGAAGACGGCAAGAGACUGUUGAGUUGGAUGGCGGAGAAGGGUAUCAUGCCGAACACCACCACAUAUAAUUCGCUGAUGAAGCAAUACAGUAUUAGGAAUGAUAUGCGGGCUGCAACUGAGAUUUAUAGACAGAUGUGCGCCUGGGGUGUUCUGCCUGAUUGCAAUACAUACAACAUACUGAUCAAGGGUCAUUGCAAAGCAAGGAACAUGAAAGAGGCAUGCUACUUCCAUGGUGAGAUGAUCGAGAAGGGGUUUAAGCUUAGAGUUAGUUCCUACAAUGCGCUCAUCAAAGGACUUGCAAGAAAGAAGAGAUUGGCAGAAGCCAGGAAACUGUUUGAUGAGAUGAGGGCGGAAGGUUCGACCGCAGAUAGGGAGAUAUAUAACAUUUUCAUUGACUUAAACUAUAAUGAUGGAAAUGUUGAAACUUCCCUUGAGCUUUGUGAUGAGACGAUAGAGAAAUGUCUCAUGGGUAAGAUUCAUGGGCAAGAUUCACUUGAUAACAUGAAGGAAAAGGCAGCGCAGUAAAUUAAGAUGCACUCCCAAAUUAAGGCUGCACUGUCUCACAUUAUUUUCCAUUACUGGAAGGCGAAGAUUUGUUCUCGGCUCUGCACCACAAAUUGCAAGUGAUUUGAAGUACGGUUGGAUGUUUAUGAGGUCCAUGACAUGAUAAGUUAUAUCGUAUGAUAUGUGGGCAGUCACUGUGCUUUAAAAAAAAAAUAAAAAAAUCUCAGUUUCGUUGAAGCUCUUGUGCUGCCCUGAAGGAUGUUGAAGAUUGUGGGCCCAAUUUUUCUUCCCCACAAAUAUUUGAUUCUCGCAGAUUUGUCUGUGUAGCACCAGCCUUCUGCACUCAAACAUUGAUACGCACCCCAUGGAUGUCAUCUCCGUGCAAAUCGGCUCAUAUACUCAUGUUCAUUUGAGAGAACCGGAUUAGUUUUAUGUAUCUUUAUCUCUCAGUCAUACUUCAACUACAAUUGAUGCUUGAGGGAAUAUGUAUCAUGAAGAAAAAGAAGAAUACGUAUCAUGAAGAAAAAGAAGAAGAAAAGAGGGACUGUUCGAGUAAACACACAUGCCAGCAGAAUAGCAGCUGAGAGCCCUAGACAAGAUUCAUACAUGUCAAGACUAGUACUUUUUUGUCCUAAAAUAUGGAUCUAUUGAGAAGCCAUCAAAUUAUUCCCAUGAAAAAAGGGAUGGGAGCAGUUUAUGGAUGCUGUAAUCCGAUCAAUUAAUAGUUGAUGGAUGGGUGAUAGUGCAACAAUCGAGACCAUUAAGCCAUGGAAGCAUCCUAUUAGUGGCCAGUUGAUGCAAAGUUGACAAGAACAGUCCAAUGCCCUUGAUUUUGGGAAUAUGGCCCAUCCAAAUCAUGAUUCAAGCCCCCAUCUAUCCGUUGAAGUGAUUGUCCCCCCUCCUCUCUCUCUCUCUCAUCAUUAGUGAUCACCAUCACCAUCAUCGUAUCAUGUGGGUUGAGCAAUCCAAAUUCUAUUUAAUUUCCCCAAUCAAGAUGGUCAAGACUUGUAUGAAUGAACAUGCAAAUGGAAGUUAUAUAGCUGGAGAUAGUUUAGAAAAUUUGUUCUAUACACAUGCAUAGGAAGGAGUAUUGGAAGUACCAUCACGCUUGUGCCUCGCGCUCAUACCUUCAGUAUAUUGGAUAUUAAUGAAGACAGAAGAUCCAGAACCAUAAAAUUGCUUCCCUAGUAAAAUUUCAUUUGUAGUUGAGAAGCUGACUGCUUUGAACAAGAGGAAUAAAUUGAAGUAUUGAAGAUUAGUACAUGGCGUUGUAAUAAAACACAGUUGAAGCUAAGAAAGAUGGAUGGUGCAAGAAGAAGACCAGAUUAGAUAUAUGCUGGGUUCUUCAGAGGGCAUUCAAAAUUGAGCCUCGAGUGCUCAAUGCAGAGGGGUAGAAUUGUCUAUUGACUUCAUAAACUUGAAAUUGUCUACUUGAGUUCAAGAUGGUACGUCCGAUCGCACCCUAAAGACAUUUCGAAUGAAGCUGUGGGCCCCACGGUAGGACGAGAAGGUGCAAUGGUGACUGUUCAUACACUGCAAAGGAUGAGAAGGUGCCAUGUCAUUGUCAUUGGUCCAGUCACUGUUUCUGACAUUCACAAUUAAAAUGCUGUGAGCCUGUUGUCCUUUGUAUUUGCUUUUUAUUUUAUUUUUAAAUUUAUGAAAUCUUAGGCUCACAUUGGAUGGGCGUCGCAAAAACUUCCAUUUCUUGUAAAACAAAGGGAGUUGCAGCAGGCUUUCAUGGUUGAAGAGAGACUCAAAUGCUUAGCAUUGACUGUGUUUGUGGGAAUUUUCUAAAUCAUGCCUGCUGGGCUAGAAUGUGGCCAGGCUCGUUCGUGUUCAAAUCACUGGCAGAAUUCUUCUCGUGGGGCGACGAGUACUAAAUAGAAUGAUAUUCCAUCAUGCCUCGGGGUACCUUAAAGUGCAUCGUUUUCAUGGAGGACAGCCAUUCAAAAUCAGAUGAACUGGACAAUCAUAGCCAUCUACUCAUCAGACUUUUUUCUUGUUGAAUGUGGACCACUGCAGACGUUCUUUAUUUAUCAUUUGUUCACAGGUUGUGGGCCCCCCCGACAAUGGACGGGUAUCGUAGUUUUCAAGCUUUCAAAAUGGAUGGUUGUAAAAAAAAUAAAAAGGUCCGAGGUCCAAAAUCAAUGGGCAAACUGAAUGUUUAAGAUCACCAGCUCACUGUCUGUUUUGGGCCAUGUCUUUCAUCCAUGGUAGGGACCGUGAUUGGGAUGGUCUCGAUUAACUUGUAUGUAUUGCAUGUAUACGUUGAAUAUAUGUUCUAGUAUAACUCAGGGUCUGGAUUCUA